GGAAGUUAGCAUAGCAUUUACUGCCGCACGUGGGCAAGUGCGAGGUUCAAGUGUUGUUCUUGUAGUUGCUGAAGCAGCUACAACAUCAAAAUGUUGAAAAACUUGGUGAGGGAGCGACUAAUUGCGGCCGCCGACGAAAUUUUCGAACUGUUUGAAAAAACGAUAGCGUCGUACGAGGAGCAAGUUUGUCGCGCGCGAGAGGAGACCGAGCGACGACGACAACUGGAAGCUGUUUGCGACACACAAAUUGUCUUGCGCGUCCAAGACGUCCAGCAGCCGAUUUGUCGUCCGGAAGAACUUCCUCGUCAGUCGCAGUGGGGGUGCUCCAGUGUGAAACAAGAGGGCCCACAGCACCUCAAUGUUAAAGAGGAAGAGGAGGAGGCUGACGUCAGCAAGUUCCCACUAAAUCGUGUCUCUGUGAAGAGUGAAGACGAACCACCCGAGUGGUCGCAGCUUCAUCAUGAGAGUCCAAGUGGAGACCACUGUGGAGGACCACCACCGGACAACCUCUUAGCUCCACUGUCAGACAGCGACAACAUGGAAGAACUUUUGAAGAGCGACGAAAACUGUGAAGGUGAAGACAAACACUUGAAAAUCUCUGAAAAGGAGACAAGUCUUGACAAGGACGCUUCACAAAGGGGUAGUGAAAGUGUUACCUGCUCAGUUUGUGGCGAUAAUUUUUCUAAACAACAUUUGAUUGUACACAUGAGAAUACACACAGGAGAAAAACCCUUCAGUUGCUCAGUUUGUGCUAAAGACUUCAUUAAAAAGUCACAGAUAAACAGACACAUGAGAAUACACACAGGAGAAAAACCCUUUAGUUGCUCAGUUUGUAGUAAACCAUUCAUUGAAAAGUCACAUAUGGAUAGACACAUGAGAAUACACACAGGAGAAAAACCCUUUAGUUGCACAACAUGUGGUACAACAUUCCAUAGAAAGCAACAUCUAGAAAUACACAUGAGAAAACACACAGGGAAAAAACUUUUCUGCUGCUCAGUUUGCGGUACAGCGUUCUCUAGAAAGCAACAUCUAGAAAUACACAAAAGAAAACACACUGGAAAAAAUGUUUUUUGUUGCUCAGUUUGUGGUAAAGAGUUAAUUAACAAGUCAAAUAUGGUUAGACACAUGAGAAUACACACAGGAGAAAAACCCUUUAGUUGCUCAGUUUGCAGUAAACCAUUCAUUGAAAAGGGAAAUAUGAUGAAACACAUGAGGGUCCACACAGGCGAAAAACCCUUUAUUUGCACAACAUGUUGUAAAACAUUCUCUAGAAAGCAACAUCUGGAAAUGCAUGAGGAUACACACAGGAGAAAAACCCUUUAGUUGCUCAGUUUGUGGUAAAGCAUUCAAUCAAAAAAAAAAAAAAAAAAAAACAGCAUGAUAAAACAAGUACACACGGAAGAAAAACCCUAAUGGUAUUCUGAAAUGUGCGGAGGCUUCGAAGCGCGGGUGGCGCAAUGGAGGGGACGUUUCUGCAAAGCGUGGUGCCAACACUGCAAUGUGCCGCCUGUUAUGUUCGGCGACUCUGCUUUUUAUUUGAACUCGUUUAACAGUAACCCGGUACUACAAAGGAGAUGAGAAGACAACUUUGGCCGAGAUAAUUUCACCAUUGUGUGACAACACUAAUCCUGACAGUAAUAUAUGCUUGUCAUUAUUAUUCCAUUAUUGGUUGUGCUUGAUGUUUUCAUAACCCCAAUUUUGUUACAUUUGCACCAAAGAUUGACAAUAAAGGCUUCCUAUUCUAUUCAUGUUCAAUCUGUUUUGUUACUUUGUUACAGCUGUGGUUGUUUUUAAAAUCGCUCCAUACACAAAGCUGAAGCCGUGCAAGUUGAAGUACACAAGCACCUGCGUGCACUGUGGCGCUGCGGAUGGCUCAUUAAAAUCAGAUCGGGAUCCUUUGAUCGCUUCACCGAUACUUGGAUAACUGCAGCAAUUAGAAAGGUAAUACGUCAUUCACGGUGACUUUAUGUAAUACCUGCCGACAGCGAUUAUACCUUGAAGAGUUUGACGCUGUCAUUGUUACCAGUAUGCGUUUCGCUGGCGACAAGAAGUUAGCACGUCUCUGGACCCCAAAUGCAUUGAGUCCUUUCUUCUCUCAGUUUUCUGUGCUUAUUUUAUACAUGUGCACAAUAGCAAAUGUCAUAAUCCACAUUGUCCUCCUCCACUCCACGUUCACACAAAACUGAGCCAUCUUUUCCCAAUUGCACUUACUGGUGUUUUUA
Phycodurus eques (leafy seadragon) is the source of this 2222-nucleotide messenger RNA. RefSeq names its product oocyte zinc finger protein XlCOF6.1-like. Gene Ontology annotation, biological process: regulation of transcription by RNA polymerase II. The transcript is spliced from 2 exons. NCBI's taxonomy places the organism in Eukaryota, Metazoa, Chordata, Actinopteri, Syngnathiformes, Syngnathidae. Bases 91 to 1323 code for a protein of 410 amino acids. Gene Ontology annotation, molecular function: DNA-binding transcription factor activity; RNA polymerase II cis-regulatory region sequence-specific DNA binding. The record is from RefSeq and is a predicted model, not a curated record.